Molecule: messenger RNA, 960 nt
Organism: Exophiala aquamarina CBS 119918
Lineage: Eukaryota; Fungi; Ascomycota; Eurotiomycetes; Chaetothyriales; Herpotrichiellaceae
Exons: 1
Coding region: 1-960 (319 amino acids)
Molecular function (GO): catalytic activity
Source: RefSeq, a predicted model, not a curated record
AUGAGCUAUCAGUCCUUCUUACGGUCGACCUCGGGCUCUGUCAACAAGGUUCCCUCUCCCAGCUCUAUCUCUCGAAAGCCUCCAGCUUCCUCCUCCAGUCCUUCUGCUCCACAGACGUCCAGUCCCUCUGUUCAUGCCACUGUCGCUCGAAUUCAGGCACCCCAUGCUAUAAAUACAGCCAGCAAUCCCCCCUUCACCCCUACGUCUUCAACGAAUUCCGCUGCUUCACCCUCUGCCUCCGCAGCGGUGCCCCCGACCGACCCCAUCAACCCCCCCCCUGCAGCGCAGACGUCCCUGACCAGAGAGCAGGUUGAUGCUGCCCUGAAGCAAUGUCUGGCUCUGCAAACCACUGCUACCACUCUGCACGAGAAGCGGCCAUUUGCAGCACUGCUUCUGGGCCCUGACAAUACCUCAAUCCUGCUGACACACUUUUCGAUCACACAUGUUCAACACGCGGAAACCGAGCUCGCCCGACUAGCCUCCGUGCACUUCUCUCAAAAGUUCCUGGCAACUUGUACUCUCGUAUCAACAUGGGAGCCUUGCGCCAUGUGUACUGGUACCAUCUACUGGAGCAAUAUCGGUCGUGUCCUGUACGCAGCCGGCGAAGCCAAGCUGAAGGACUUGACGGGAGGGGACAACGACGAGAACAUGACAUUAUCGCUACCUUGUCGUGAUGUGCUGAAAACUGGUCAGAAAGAGAUCGAAGUCAUCGGCCCUGUACCCGAAUGGGAAGAGAAGGUCGUUAAAGAGAGCGGGAAAUGGUGGAAAGAGCAUCAAUCGCCGGACACUGGUCGACAGCGCGAGGGUAGCGUGAACGGCAGUGUCAAGACCGGUAGCUUCUCGGGCGUCAGCCUUCGCCAAGGCACACCGACCACAUGGACGGGCGAGAGCAGUGUGCUCAGCAGCAUCAAUGAUGAAGGUGAAUAUACGGCCGACCUAGAUAUUGACUGGAUGCGAUGA